Propithecus coquereli (Coquerel's sifaka) is the source of this 1423-nucleotide messenger RNA. It is a transcript of the gene ROGDI, whose product is annotated as rogdi homolog (Drosophila). The coding region runs from base 185 to 1048 and encodes 287 amino acids. Gene Ontology annotation, cellular component: RAVE complex. The record is from RefSeq and is a predicted model, not a curated record. Lineage: Eukaryota; Metazoa; Chordata; Mammalia; Primates; Indriidae. The transcript has 11 exons.
GAGGCUGCAGCCGACGGCGUCCCGGGCGGGCCGGCGCGGACCAGAUACGCUCAGCCGCCAGCCUCGUUCCGGGGCGCCCGUGGGUCUCUUGGCCGGGCGAGGCCGGCGCCCGUCAGCCAAUCGGCGACAAGGGCGGCAGGCCGGGCGGACCAGCGGGGACCGGCGCUUGGCGACCGGCUAGGCGAUGGCGACCGCGAUGGCAGCGACGGCGACGGAGCGGGCGGUGCUGGAGGAGGAGUUCCGCUGGCUGUUGCACGACGAGGUGCACGCGGUGCUGAGGCAGCUGCAGGACAUCCUCAAGGAGGCCUCUCUCCGCUUCACUCUGCCGGGCUCGGGCACCGAGGGGCCCACCAAGCAGGAGAACUUCAUCCUGGGAAGCUGCGGCACAGACCAGGUGAAGGGCGUGCUGACUCUGCAAGGGGACGCCCUCAGCCAGGCGGACGUGAAUCUGAAGAUGCCCCGUAACAACCAGCUGCUGCACUUCGCCUUCCGGGAGGACAAGCAGUGGAAGCUGCAGCAGAUCCAGGAUGCCAGGAACCACGUGAGCCAAGCCAUGUACCUCCUCACCAACCGGGACAACAGCUACCAGUUUAAGACGGGGGCCGAGGUUCUCAAGCUGAUGGAUGCCGUGAUGCUGCAGCUGACCAGAGCCCGAAACCGGCUGACCACCCCGGCCACCCUCACCCUGCCUGAGAUCGCCGCCAGCGGCCUCACGCGGAUGUUCGCCCCUGCCCUGCCCUCCGACCUGCUGGUCAACGUCUACAUCAACCUCAACAAGCUCUGCCUCACCGUGUACCAGCUGCACGCACUGCAGCCCAACUCCACCAAGAACUUCCGCCCAGCUGGAGGCGCCGUGCUCCACAGCCCUGGGGCCAUGUUCGAGUGGGGCUCCCAGCGCCUGGAGGUGAGCCACGUGCACAAGGUGGAGUGCGUGAUCCCCUGGCUCAACGACGCCCUGGUCUACUUCACCGUGUCCCUGCAGCUCUGCCAGCAGCUCAAGGACAAGAUCUCCGUGUUCUCCAGCUACUGGAGCUACAGACCCUUCUGAGCACGGCGACCCAGAAGCCUGUCCCCUGGAAGGUGGCCCCCAUGCCCCCACACACUCCCCCAGAGUGCCAGCCAGAGCCAGGCACAGCGGCUGUUUUCCUUGUCUUUACCCCGUCCUGCCAACACCUCGUACCGACGGCAGCAAACUGGCAGCCCUGGGUGGAGGGGACACUGCUCUGGUGUGUUUGGGGGUCAAAAGGGUGGGGCCUGCCCUCCUGGGCGCUGUGGGCACUUUGGACUCAGGGCGGGGCGGGCCCAGGCUCUCCUUCCUGUGUCCCUUCGCUGUCCGUUGGGGGCUGAGGCUGGGUGGGGUACUCAGCUGGGAGUGGGGAGGGAAGCGGGAGCUGUAGCCCGACAGGGGCCCUUCAAGAAAUAA